AUGACCUCAUACUACAGCGAACAGGCCAUCUCAAACGAACCGACAAACCUCUUCACCCUCCCCGCCGAACUGCGCAUCUACAUCUACGAACUCGUCCUUGCACUCCCAAAUGGCCACAUCAUCCACGUCACCGACGUCAUCCGCACCCGCCGUCACCGACGCAGAAUCACGCCAGUCACCCAACCGCCAGUAACCCGCACAUGCCGCCAACUCCGCUUAGAAACCCUCCCGAUCUUCUACGCCAGCGCACCAUUCUACCUGGGCAAAUUUUCGAGUCAGACGGAUUUCGAAAAGCCUAAUGAUGCUGUUGCCUUUCUGGAUGCUAUCGGGACGGAGGGGAGGGGGACGAUCAAGCGGCUACUCAUUGGGUGGGGAGCGGAAGAUGCACAGGACCUAGUCCAGGAGCUGAUGUGGGACAUGUUUAGAACUGAGGUCGGGCUGGUGAGAGCGAGGUUUAAGGAACAAGUUCUUGUGGCGGCGAGUAUGCGUGAGAGGCAUGAGAGGUUCGUGUGGUAUGGGAGGAGGUUUCGUUACGGAUUGUAUGAGGUGUCUUUUGGGGUGUAG
This is a messenger RNA of Saxophila tyrrhenica, 564 nucleotides long. RefSeq lists its product as uncharacterized. The transcript has 2 exons. The record is from RefSeq and is a predicted model, not a curated record. Bases 1 to 564 code for a protein of 187 amino acids. NCBI's taxonomy places the organism in Eukaryota, Fungi, Ascomycota, Dothideomycetes, Mycosphaerellales, Extremaceae.